This is a messenger RNA of Mytilus trossulus (common blue mussel), 3693 nucleotides long. RefSeq lists its product as uncharacterized. The transcript has 9 exons. Lineage: Eukaryota; Metazoa; Mollusca; Bivalvia; Mytilida; Mytilidae. Bases 115 to 3327 code for a protein of 1070 amino acids. Gene Ontology annotation, biological process: defense response to fungus; regulation of apoptotic process. Gene Ontology annotation, molecular function: ADP binding; protein binding. The record is from RefSeq and is a predicted model, not a curated record.
AUAAAAUAAAUGCGUUCAAGUUCUCAUUAUAUAUAAAUAACUUGACCUCAAUACAUCAAAUACCCGGAUGGAAACAAGGUAACGGGAAAGUAAAUUAACACGUUCUUAUACGGUAUGACUACUAAAUCAUCAUCUGAGAAGCCAUGUAUUGGAGCCGAGAAAUCAACUCUGAGCCCAUUAGAUGCAGCUAUUCAUGAACUCAAAGAACAUUUGUUAGUGGAUGAUGAAUUCUGUCAAGAAUGGAAGAAAAACAAUCCAUUUUAUAAAGACGGUGACGCCGUAAUUAGCAGUAUUGAUGCAAUGCGGGCACGUACAACAGAAGAAGAAGUUCUCCAAGCUCUUAUACUUACAACGGAAUCACUUAAUUUUCACAUUGAUUCCGGAACAACCAAAGUAGCCGACAAGUUUAAAGAAUACAGACAAACACUUCAAAACUGUCUGGAUAAAUUAAAAUGUGAAGAAGAAUAUGAAAUGAAACAUUUUGUUGGCAGAGUGAAAGAUAUUGAGUCAGUAAUGAAAGUAUUUUUCAAAGAUCCUAGAGACUGCAGUAGCACAAAAUAUAUAGGUGUAUGUUUAUGUGGAAUGGGAGGUAAUGGCAAAACAACACUGGCUGAACACAUUGGGCAUAAGCUAAAGAGCAAAAAAUGGUCCUUCAAAAAGAUUGACUUCAGGGAACUUAAGACAGUAUUGCAGUUCAUAAGACAUAUCCUCAAAGAGUUCGUUGAUACUAGUUUGGAUGAAAAUGAAGUCAGGGCUAAAUCAAAACUAUUUUCAGUUCUUGAAAAACAGAGGGAAAUUGAUGAAGACACACUUUUGCUACUGGAUAAUAUCGAUGACAUUCUAGACUGGGAUGAUCUAAUAAAAUUUCUGGAGCAGGUUAUGAUACUGCUGAACAACAACACAGAGAACAAGAUAAAACUUCUUAUAACGUCAAGAAAAAAGCUAUUAUUUGAGAAAGAAAUCGGUGUAUAUGAAACUAUAAUGAACUAUUUUAAAAGCUCGCCAACAAAACAAGAUCGAUUUGAUGGGUUGUGCCUAGAGAUGGAAUUACAAACACUUGGUUACGAUGACUGUUCAGAACUUGUAAACUCUUUAUUACCAAGGGAAAUACAAAAACAGAUAACUUCUAGUCACCUUCAAAAACUCAUGUCAUCAUGUGGCUGCAAUCCUCUUCUUAUUCACACCAUAUGCGACAGACUGAGAAAUAAUGAAGGCAGUUUACCGGAUAUGCUUGGAAAUAUGCGAUCGUGUGUGCUACCAUUAAGGAAUCGUUUGCAGUCUGACUCGUGUAUUGAACAAACAUUUCUGCAGAUGAAACAUGAGCACCAAAUAUUUCUAGUUCAAUUGCAUGUUUUCAAAACCUGCCGAUUCAACAUGAAAGCUGCCAUGAAAAUUACUGGUGCAUUAGACACACUAUCUCUUCAGAUUAAAAUUAUGAACUUAAAAGCUCAUCAUUUGAUAGAAAUCCACACUGUAGGUUCAACAAGCUCAUCUGAGAAAACAAGUUUUUCAUUGCAUCCGAUGGUUUCUCACUUUUUAAAAGAAGUUUCAAAAAAGGAUGAAAUGGCUUCUUUUUAUAAAGAAGCUGUUCGUGAAUUUAUGAAAUGGAUGCAGGAUAAAAUUGAACAAUACGAAAACAAGCUAGAAAUAGACUACAAGAAAGCUCAAUACAUAUUUGUACAAAACGAAGCCCAUUUUUUAAAUUUCUGUAAAUAUCUCAAAAAAGAUCCUUCUAAUGAAUCAAGAACAACAAAGCUAAAUAAACAGAUUUCCGAAGUAGCAGAUCUAAUUUUAAAUGAUAAAAAGAAGGCCGAGCUAAUCGAAUCUCUUCGGAAAAGAUCAGAAAAGGAUACAGACAAAUUGAGUGCAUGUUUUUGGUGGUUAGAGAAUGCAGAAUUAGAUUUGGAUAUGGACAAUAAGGAAGUAAUAAACACAGUUAAUGAUCAGGCCAAGAUUUUAAAAAGUAUUUCUUCUAAACAUACUGCAGGGGAGCUAAUACCAGUUCUCGCCAUUUUAAUGUUUCUUAAAGGCAGAAUUUAUUACCGGUUUGAUGAGUUUGAUGAUGGAUAUAAAGCCAUUUAUACCGCCAUCUAUAUAUUAACUGAUGAUGAUAUCGAAAGUUUAAAAUGGGUAGUAAAACCCUUUAAAACAUUGCGCUCAAAAGUAUUCAAUCUAUUAGGAUGCCUUUUAUUAAGAGAGAAACGAAUCAUGGAAGCAUUCCACUGUUUCAUCAAAGCGUUCGCAUUAAUGACUAAAAAGAAUUGCAAGGCCCGAAGUCAAAACAUGGCAUUAUUUAUUUCCAAUAUUGGUGCAUGCUUCUUUCAAAGCGGUCGUAAAAUGCAAAACAAUGAAUCGGAUUUAGCCCAUCAACAAUUUUUAGAAGCGAUGAAAUUUUCUCAAAAAGCAAUUAGACUUAGACAAACAAUGGGACAAGAAAAAUACAGUACAUAUGCAUUUGAACUUCAGAAACGAGGAAAACUUUACUUGGAGUUCGGGGAUUUUAACAGUGCAUUGGCUGAUUUUAAAUCAGCACUUGGGAUUCAUAUGGACAUAGAAACAAUGCCUCACUCAAACAUAACAUUAGCUUUACAUCUAAUUGGGAAAACAUGCCUUCUACAAGGCCAAUAUCAAGUAAACAAUUGUCCUCAAGAUGUCGGAAAAGAACAUUUAGAGUUUUCCCGGGUAUUGUAUGAUAGCAUUGCCGAUCUUAUUUACGACUGUGGACUUAAUGGAUAUAAUGAGGAAUAUGAAGAGAUUAAGUCUAACCAUAUUUGGCUGCUUAAUGAUCUUAAUGUUCCUGCUGACGCAUUUAACAAAGUCAGAGGUUUAUACAAGGAGUGUGAGUCAGGUAAAAGGGAAUCGGCAUGGAAGAAAAACUCAAGGCGGGAAGUUAAAUUUCAAAAACGAUAUAAAAACGUGCUUGAACUAUUAGGCGAAGAUAAAUUACUGCAAGUUUUGGACGAUCAAACCAAAACAGCUGUAAAACAAUGGGUGACUAAAGCAAAACAAAGCGAACCUUUGACUGACGAAGAAUUUGAUGACGUACUUCCAAUUGUAUUAAAUAAUAUCAGUGAUGAAACUAUAAAUGACGAAAACGAUGAGACGUUUUUCCAAGAAUUGAUUUCCAUUGCACACAAGCAAUAUCACAAAGACUGUAUACAAGGUGUCAUAUCGAGCUUAAAAGAGAUGCAUCACUCUUCGGCUGAUAUGGAAUUGGUUACUUAUUGCCUAAACCAUUGCAAACCAGAAAAUCAAACAGAAAAUACUCAGAAAGACGGGAAAGAGAUGAAAAGAAAACGACGUUGUAGUUCAGAUACUUCUUUCUGAUAUUGAUAGCAACGAAUUUGGACAAAAAUCCUGAAUUCGGCAUAUGUGUGUUAAUCACUGUGUGAAACUGAACAAAUGUUAAUUCAAACUUAAACAACCAGAAUACGAUGUUUAUUUUUAUUCAUCUAGAAACCUUUAUUAAAAAACAAUAAAAGAAACCAAAAUCAUAAUUCUAUACACACACAAAGGUAUAGAAGAUCAUAGAAGUGUCUUGAAUAUAGAAUUUAAAAUUGUUCUGUGAAAGCAAUGCUUGCUAUAGCUAUAUUCCAAAUUUACAGUGCAUGUGGUAUACGUAUUUGCAAAUGUUAAUUGUUUGGCAGUAUUUAUACAAUUAAACGUACCCAAAACCUUAUUUGUUAAUAAAAA